This is a messenger RNA of Eremothecium sinecaudum, 825 nucleotides long. Its product is annotated as HHR052Cp. Lineage: Eukaryota; Fungi; Ascomycota; Saccharomycetes; Saccharomycetales; Saccharomycetaceae. The record is from RefSeq and is a predicted model, not a curated record. The transcript has a single exon. The coding region runs from base 1 to 825 and encodes 274 amino acids.
AUGACCAAGGAUACUAACAGUGGUAAGCGUAAUAACAGUAAAGGUAAGCAUGUGGCAAAUAGAAGCAAAAUUAAACCAGAUGUCGCAGCAGACCGUAAUGAAUCUUCGGCGGCUACCGGGAAGAACGGAAAAUCACAGAACAACAAGUCUGAAAAGAAGGCAAGCAAUAAUAAUAGCAACGGGGCUAGUAGUGGCAACACCGCCAAUAUCGGCACUGACAGUAUGAGCAGCAAUAGCAGCGCCAUCUCCGGGGGAAACGGGCUAAUUAAUUGUAAGGAGGGAAGCGCCAAUUGGAAGGAGGCUAACCACGGCAACCCCGAGUUUGUAUUUAAGGAACCUAAGAAUGGUGGCAAGCCAAUCAUGGUAUCAAGAGGUAUACAGACCGCGAAUGUUACGCAGGUUCAGCUAAGGUACCUUUUCGGCGACCCUGUCGCAUUCCACAAUGGCGGCAAUGCCGAGACAACCGCUUCAGCCAACUCAAGUGCUACAAACAGCGACGAUGAAAUGUCAUCGUCCUCCUCAAGCGCCGCAGACGACAGCAGUGUGUCCUCCAUGGGCAGCCAAAGUGACUACGCAAUUCACAAUUGUCACACAAGCAAGAACUCCACACAGCACUGGCCUUCUAAAAGCACUAUUCUUGCCCAGAAACUAGAAAACCUGGUCCUAUCAUGUAAGCGCUUCACUCUCCAUAACGAAAACCAGUCCCAUCUAGUCUCAGGUUGGCAAUCUGUUCCCAUGUGCUGCAGCCAAUCACUGAACACAAUCAACAAACAGAAGCAACUCUACGGCAUUCGUCUCUUUGAUACCCCUCCUGACGAUCUAUAA